Messenger RNA from Eimeria necatrix, 3555 nucleotides. RefSeq names its product WGS project CABT00000000 data, contig 2.18, related. Lineage: Eukaryota; Apicomplexa; Conoidasida; Eucoccidiorida; Eimeriidae. The record is from RefSeq and is a predicted model, not a curated record. Bases 1 to 3555 code for a protein of 1184 amino acids. The transcript has a single exon.
AUGUUUCUGGACACAUCUGACUCCCUGCCUCCACUGACCCCCAUGGCAUCGACAGGGGAGGAGCAGUCGCCAGCCGUACUGGUCACUGCCAACUUGGAUCCCCAAAAGACUCAGAAUCGCCUCUCUGGUGGCCGUGUAAACCCUCUGCGUCAUGGUUCUGGGCAAAGUGUGGUGUCUCAGCCUUCAAGCGGCCGCGGGAACCCAGCUGUGUCUAGUCUUGUACAUUGGUCAGCUCUGCUGUCUAUGCUGGCGGUUGUGGUGGUAACCCUCAGCUGCUAUCGUCACUUCUACCCGCACACAGGGCCGCAAAGGAGGAUCCGGCGACUGGCAAAUUGGGGAGGCAGCUGGGGCCAUGGGAGAUCCGCAAUAAAUGGGAUUCGAUGGUCCCAUGGUCCCGAUGAUGACCCGGAGCUCUCUGCCGUCCUCGAGAUGUGUUUGGACAUGGAAGAAGAGAAUUCUGGGCUGCUCACGCUCCAUUCUACUUUUCUGCCGCAGUAUCCUGGUGAGAAUUUGGCGAGACAGCGAGUGGCGCCUGCGACUUACCUCACCCCAGAGGUAAGGACCGAAGAAGCGGCGACUUACUUUACCCCAGAUAUGCAGGCCGAACAGCUGUUCCACGAUAUCGCGAUGACUGGACCGAGUCACUUGAGCACGCUCGGGGAGUCAUUCCAACAUAGCCAGCUCCUGCCCACAUACAUGCAACAGUCCGGCUGGCUGACCGAAACCAGCCAACUGCACAAGUCCCACCAGUUUGGCCAGCAGAGCGAAGCCGACCAGCUCUAUGGGCUUGACGACUUGAAGGGGUCCAUCGAGCUUAGUCGGAAUAACGAGGUGAAACGGCCUGACCAGCUGAGUGAGCGCAUCCAACUGCAACUGCUUUAUGAUUUGAGCGAGCCAAGCGACCUUUAUGAACCCAUGGAUUUAAACACCGCCAAUAAGCCCACUUAUAUGCACAAUGAGGAAAACCAGAACCAGCUCCGCGGGUGGAGCACGCCUAACCAUUUUCAGCAUUUCAGCCAGUUAAGCCAUUCUGGCCAAGGGAAUGGUCCCAUUCAACAGGAACAGAUCAGCAGCCCUAUCCAGCUGACCCCCCACAGUCAGCUGCAGCCGCCAAGGCCGACAGUCCAGCCCGGCCAACCCAACCAUAUGUACCAAAACAGUUUGAAAGGCGAACCCAACGGUUAUCCCCCCCAUUUCAGCGACUCAACCUUACAAAGCCAGGAGGAGGAGCCGCCCUCCAAGCGGCUGAAGACCAGUCAGCUGCGGGACCCCAGCUAUUUGAAUCAUCACGGCCAGGACCGUCAUUGUGACCAGCCCAGGCAGCCGUUGUCACACAGACAAGAGCACGAGCAACGCGAGCCUGAACAUCUUGGCCAGCUGGGUUGUUUUAACCAGCAGGAAGGGCCCUGCCAGACGCCCCAGGCCAGCCCGCUGGAACAGCCCAACCUGCUGCACUCGCAAAGUCCAGCAAGCCAGCCUGGCCAGCCCACCCAGCGCAGCAUGACCGAAGAUUCAGAGCAGCCCAUAUCGCUCGUGCAGAAGAGCCCAUCGGCCCAAAUGCAGCAGCCCCUCAAUUUGAGCCGGACCGUUCACGCCCACCAUACAGACCAGCCGAAAGGGGCCCACUGCCUCAGCAGACCCAGCCAGCCGAGCCCAUCCACUCAGGGGCACCAGCAGAGUCAACUCCAAUGUUCCGACGAGCGAAGUUAUUCAGAUCAGCAGAAAGAAUUCAUCCAGGUGCAACAGGCGAGCCCACUGGUACAGCCCAAUCACCUGCACUCGCCAAGUCAAGCAAGCCGGUCUGGCCAACCCACCCCGCACAAAGAGACCAAUGAGACAUACCAGCCCACUUCGCCCAUGCGGGCAAGCCUGUCAAUCCAGGCGCAGCAGCCCUAUCACUCGAGAGCGCCCGGCGAGGACCAGCGUCCUCAUGUACCCACACAGCCGGGCCCGCUCACAGAAGUGCAGUGUCCCAGCAAGUUGAGCUAUCCUUGCCUGCCAAGUAAUCCCCUCGAUCAGGAACAACCCAACGAGGCGCACUCGCCAAGCCGUUUGAUCCGGUCUACCGAUUUUAGUAAUUCCCUUUUGCCAUCGGCCUCUCUCGAGGGUUCGUUUCUUGCGUUACUGCAACACUCUCCCGUGGACGUCGAAGCGGAGGACUUUGACGUAACCACUUGGCUCAAUCCAGGUAAAAACAGGUUUAAGCUUUCUGUGGGAGAGUCUGGAUCUCCAUCGCCUGUCCCUAGCCACUGUCCAGCUACGGGCUCGGAGCCAGAGACAUUUUGCAGCUCGAAAUAUUCAGAAGUACCAUCAGUUGAUGAUCCAGAGCAGGCUCUGCGGAACGUUCUCGUCGUCAGUACGUCUUCUGUGGAUCCCGUUGCUACGAACAACACACAAAAAGACAGCCCUGAGGAGGCUGAAACUCAAAGCAAGAGAAAGCCAAGGACCAGAGCUCGAAAGAAACGAUGGCAGUUCCAUGAGUACCAAUAUUCGGGUCCUUCAGUCAAGGGAGUGCAGCGGAGACGACGGCAGAACUCAAGUCAAAAGUCCCGUGCCUGCGUCCCAGUAGCGCUGCCUGUGAAGGAGAAGGUGAGUGAGACUCCCCCUCGAAAAGGCUCUGGUUCAGAGGAAACCCUGGAACAGGAGCCGAAGGAAAAGGAAAAACAAAGCAAAGACAAAGAAAACGAAGACGGGGAUGUCUUAACACGAUGUAGCUCUGUGCAAUACGUCGUUGUCGGUCCCCCUGAAACCCGCGGCACGCAACCAGAUAGUGCGGCGAGCCAGCCGACGGAGGAGAGGCCAAGCCGCCCGGCACCGGCCGAAAGCGACCCUGCAGGGGGAAGCACAUUCUUUGGAUUUGAUUAUCUGGAAGAGCAGGAAGACGAGGAGGAUGAUUUUCUUAGGAACCACCCAUUUUUCAGGCUUCCGAGACUGCAACCAGGGGUGAAGGUGCAGCAGUUUUGUGUGACUAGUGCGUUUGCCUUCCCCAACAUGAUCAGGCACCCUUCCCAGACUCUUGGGUACAUGCGCACUGCGUUGGCGGGCGACACCCUUGGGGAGAGCGAGGCCAACGGAGUUGUUCUGGCGGCACAGCGGGCCGUGAGCCAUCUGCUCCACUUCCACCAGGAAGAAGUCCCGGAAAAACGCGUUGCCAACGCAGUGUUUGUACUCGCAAACCGUUUCCUCAUUCUAGACUCACUACUCUGCGCGAUUGAGGUUUUGGGGCCCGCUAUGGUUCCUCAUCUGUGGUGGGAUGAUCUAUCCCGUGCUAUUCCCUCUGAUGUCGACCCGCAACACUUCCAACACCACAACGAAACCGGCUGGCAUUUGCAGGAACUUGCACUCAGACUAAGCACAGCGGUGACGAAGCUGAAGAAAGGUCACCGGCUACGACCUAAAGAAACAGUAAACCUCAAGCGUGAGCUCUUCUGUGAUGAGCUUUCACCUGCAGCCUUCAGAAAGAGAAAGUGGAAUUCCUGGAGGACCGAUGACGACGCUUUCAUGCGUCAUGCGCUGCCGGCGUUUUGUAAACAGAAUAAAAGUACGUGCCCGUAG